AUCCAAAAUGCGGGCGUCAGAUUCAUUAUCUUUGAGAGAGAGCCGGCCAACAUCCAGCGCGCGCGGGAUUGGAACAUGGGAGUGCAUUGGGGAAUUCCACUCCUCAAAAACCUGAUCCCACCGGACGCCUUUGCAAAGCUCGACGCAGCUCAGGUUGAUCCUAACAGGCCUUGCCCCCCAUCCGACACCAUCCGCUUCUUGGACGGACAGACCGGAAAGCAAAUCGGUGCAUCGACGACUCCACAUAUAUACAGACUCCGGCGGAGCAAGCUACGCGCUUUGCUUCUAGAGGGUAUCGAUGUCCAAUACGACAAGACUCUCACGGAUAUCUCGUACUCGGAGGACGGUACAACCGUAACGGCACACUUUGCGGAUGGUUCCAGCACAAGCGGCUCCCUCCUCGUGGGCGCGGAUGGUGCUCGAUCGCUCACACGCAAUCUCUUGGUGGGACCCGAGAAGGCGGCUUUGACGACGAUCGAAUUCGCAGCCUCUAUCGUACAAUCCAAAUACACCGCAGAGCAGGUCAAGUUCCUUCGCUCCUGGCAUCCUCUCUUUGUUGCAGCGCCAAAUCCAGCAGGCCUCUUCAGUUGGGUAGGGCUGCAUUCAGCACCUGACGCUGACGAUCCCGAGAACUGGAUCAUGAACCAUUAUAUCUCAUGGCCAUGCUCUCACGAAGAGCAGGAGAAGACCAAGGACUGGACGAAUGAGCAAAGGCUGAAACAGUUGAAAGAGUUCGGCGAGAAAUUCGCUGAUCCAUUUCGAAGUGCAUUUGCGUGGUUGAAGGACGACCAGCCUGUCUGGUAUUCUCCCAUGACUCAGUGGGAUCCAAGUCUACCCGAACAUCAGUGGGAUAACCACGGUGGUCGAGUCACGCUGGCAGGUGAUGCAGCGCAUCCUAUGACCUUCCAGCGCGGACAAGGCUUAAACUCCUCGAUCAAAGACGCCUCGGAGCUGGUGGCUCGAAUUGCAGAGUUCCACGGCUUCUCAAACAAGACACGACUCGAGGCAAUCGAGGCCUACGAAGCGGAAAUGAAGGAUCGAGCCGGGAAAGAGGUGAGGCUGUCGGCUGAUAAUACGCGAAUGGUACAUAUCUGGGAGGAAGUCAAGCAGAGCCCUCUCUUCUCCAAGGGCUUCUCGCAACAAUCCUGA
Amorphotheca resinae ATCC 22711 is the source of this 1149-nucleotide messenger RNA. RefSeq lists its product as hypothetical. The record is from RefSeq and is a predicted model, not a curated record. The transcript has 2 exons. Gene Ontology annotation, molecular function: FAD binding. The annotation marks the transcript as partial. NCBI's taxonomy places the organism in Eukaryota, Fungi, Ascomycota, Leotiomycetes, Helotiales, Amorphothecaceae.